Molecule: messenger RNA, 5157 nt
Organism: Metarhizium album ARSEF 1941
Lineage: Eukaryota; Fungi; Ascomycota; Sordariomycetes; Hypocreales; Clavicipitaceae
Product: helicase SWR1
Exons: 1
Coding region: 1-5157 (1718 amino acids)
Cellular component (GO): Swr1 complex
Molecular function (GO): ATP binding; ATP hydrolysis activity; ATP-dependent chromatin remodeler activity
Source: RefSeq, a predicted model, not a curated record
AUGCCUGAGACCGCGUCUCCCGACAACGACGUGCCCAUCGCGGAUCCCCAAGCCCACGAAACAAGCACCGACUUCAAUAGCUUGCACAAGGACGACGUGAUACCGGUUGAUUUGGAGGCGGUCGACGUUUCUUAUGAAGCCGGCACGAGUGUGCAGGCGAGCGCGGACGCGCCGGCGCUCAUAAAUGGCCAUGGAGGGAACCAUGAAGGGGAUGGCAGACCGGCGAAGAGACGAAGGACCCUGAACAGUACCCCUCCUCCUCUACCGUCGUCUUUAAAAAAGCCUAAACCCAUAUCACCCCCGUGGAAGAAGAUUGGCGCCGAAGGGCCUACCAGUUUCACUGAGAACGGCCGUCGCAAAUCAGGUCGAAUCAAUACUUUACCACUAGAACUUCAACCGCAAGGCAAAAAGAGAUUGACUAGGCACUCGCUAGGCUCCAAAAGUUCUGCAACGCAAGCAAAAAAGGCAGAUACAACACCUGUCAGACCGCCUAACAACAAAGUGAGUUCGCAGAAGAAACGUGUAGGGACGCCCAAAUCGACAUUGAAAAGGCCCGAGCCGCCAACUUCCAGAGCCUCCUCUCGGUCUCUUCGGCGCCGCACACCAUCUCCACCAGCUCAUCCUACCAGAAAAUCCACAAGGACUAGACGGAGCUCUCGCGCUGCUAAUGUUUCAGAUGCCGAAGGGGAAGUCUCUACUCCAGCCUAUGACCCCCCUUGCCAUUUCCACGAUGGCAGCGGACGAUCUCCUCGAAUAAAACUGCUAGUUGGGCGCGCUGGCUUUAUUCCGCUGGUUCACGCAGAUCAGGUUCGCAAGCGGCCCAAAAUUGGCGCCAGCUUCGAAGAUUUUUGGGCACGGGCCGGAGCCAUCCCAGUGGAGGACGGUGGGCUUUUCGCUUCUGAAGAUGGACCAAUCUAUACUGAUGAGGCCGCCGCAAGAGACGCUCGUUUGAUAGCGCGAAUUGAGGAAGAGGUCCAGGGAGACGGCAUCCUCUCACUCGGUCGCUGUUCAGCAUUCAUACCCGAAGAGGAAGAGGAACCCACUCGACAAUACGCUCGUCAAGAUCAUAUCAUCAAAGCUAUGGCAAAUUUUCGUAAGCUCUUGCUUCUGGAACAACAGCGUCACCGUGCCAUAGCAAAGAAACUUGCAGAAGCGUGCCGUGAUGCAUGGAUAAGUAGACAACCCAAGUCAGCAGAACAGCUCGAAGCUGAAGCACGACAGAAAUGGAUUGUUCAUUAUCGAAAUGUAGUCCGCGCUAUGCUUGGUACUUGGGAAAAUGUCCGCGCUCAAGUGAACCGCCGUCGCCUUGAACAAUGGGAGGCAGAGGAGCAGAAGCGUGUCAAGGCUGCUCUCAACGAGGCAGUGAACCUCUCAGAGCAAAAGCUGCAGGCUCGCCGUGGGUUGGACUCUGAACAGAUAUCGGAUGAUGACGAUGGUUUUGAUGGCCUCAGUGACGAUCCUAGCACAAUGGACGAUGAUGGCAUCAAUGAAUCGAAUCUAGCAUCGGACAGUGACGGCGACGAGGAAGAUCUCGAUAGUAACAAUAUGUCAACAUCUGAGGAAGAGGAAGAAGGCGUGGACGGGAUUAACAAGGAUGUCGGAGAUGAAGGUCUUACGCAGGAGCAGCUGAGAGCAAAGUACGCCAAUCUACCCGACCUCAAGCUGCCAGAGAAGCAGACAAGCACAGUUGCUGCAGCAAGCGAUGCCCUGACUGACGUCACGGACGUCGACAGCGAAACCAGUGACGAGUCAGUUGAUAUGGAUGAUGAUUUGGGCUCAAGCGACAUGGCUAGUGACGAUGGCGACAAUGGUGGCGAUGAGGAUGACAGUAGCCAUGAGGAAGGAGACGAGGAUGCCGGUGGUUUGCUUAGCCUCUUAUUUGGCGAAUCAGACCUCAAACAGAUGAGGCAAGCGGCUACAAAGCAACGGAGCGAUGACACCGAUUCUACUGCUGCUUCUUUUGGCCUUGGUCAUGAUGAGGUAGAAGGCGAUAAUUUCUCCUUGAAACAGGAACUCGACGAGAAUGUGUCCCCAGUAUCACCGCCAAUCGCAGAUGCCAAGCCGUUACUAAAUGUUCACGACCCCCCAGGAGAAUCUCUGAAGGAGGGUUAUGCGAAUGGCGAGCCCUCCACAGUCGUGAGCAAAGUACGGGAAGGUCCAAAAAUUAAAUAUUCUGACCCAAAGACAGCUGGUGGGGUGGUGGUUCCUCAGUCCUUGUCACCAAAAGAAGAUGCGACAAUGUCCGACACUCAAGCAGAGCAUAGUGUCCAGCCACAUGGUACUCCGCUGAUUUCGAACCUGGAUAAACCCACCAGCCCAGAAACAGAACCGGUCACUACUCCCACCAGUCCUCGACGUAGCCAGUCGCCGCCCACGUCGGACACAAGGCCCUCUGAAGUCGACGCCUCAUCAGCAGAACUUGGUCUUGCAAAUCAGCCAGGAAGGCGAUCAACAACCCCUCACACGCCGUCUCCUCAUAAAACUGAAAUUCCAUUUCUCCUCCGCGGAACUCUGCGUGAAUAUCAACAUGACGGUCUGGAUUGGCUUGCUGGUCUCUACGCCAACAAUACCAACGGCAUUCUUGCAGACGAAAUGGGUCUAGGUAAAACUAUCCAAACUAUUGCGCUCCUGGCACACUUGGCUUGUUAUCACGAAAUCUGGGGCCCGCAUCUGGUAGUCGUUCCCACUAGUGUCAUGCUUAACUGGGAGAUGGAAUUCAAGAAAUGGUGUCCAGGAUUCAAAAUCCUUGCUUAUUAUGGAUCCCAGGACGAGCGGAAGCGGAAGCGCCAAGGUUGGAAUAAUGACGACGUUUGGAACGUUUGUAUCACAUCAUAUCAGUUGGUACUCCAGGACCAGCAAGUAUUCAAACGUCGAAGAUGGCACUACUUGGUCCUGGACGAGGCCCACAAUAUCAAGAAUUUCAAAUCCCAAAGAUGGCAGACACUACUCGGCUUCAACACCCAGGCUCGCCUUCUACUCACAGGCACACCCUUACAGAACAAUCUUACAGAGUUGUGGUCACUUCUCUUUUUCCUCAUGCCGGCCGAAAAUGGAGUGGGCGGCUUUGCAGACCUGCAAGAAUUUCAAGAUUGGUUCCGCAAGCCCGAAUCCCAAAUUUUAGAAAGCGGCAGAGACCAAAUGGAUGAAGAGGCAAGGGCCAUCAUUUCCAAGCUUCACAAAGUCCUUCGUCCGUACUUGCUGCGCCGCCUGAAAGCGGACGUUGAGAAGCAAAUGCCGGCCAAGUAUGAGCACGUUGAGUUUUGUCGCCUGUCAAAACGGCAGCGUGAACUUUAUGACGGGUUUCUUUCAAGAUCAGAUACCAAAGAAACUCUGUCAUCUGGAAAUUAUUUAUCUAUUAUCAACUGUCUGAUGCAGCUGCGCAAGGUUUGCAACCACCCAGAUUUGUUCAUCGACCGGCCAAUCAUGACGUCUUUCCGCAUGUCUAAAUCGGUCCCCGCUGAAUACACCACUACGGAACGCAAGAUUCGAUCACUUCUGGGGAACACACCUAUGAGCACAGUCAAUCUGGGAUUCUUGAAUCUGGUGCCCACCCAGCACGAGCAUUUAGCCAGCGCGAACGCGGAUCGGAUCGCUCAGCUUAGUUCGCAUCGAGCCUUGAUGGACUUGCGCGAGGCACAAAAAGCCAGGGCUCAGGCCGCAUACACGAUUAUUGAUCCCUCCACGGUAGGCUCCAGCAUUUCCUAUCUAGAGAGCGGAGCACGAUGGGGUCGGUUCGAAGAACUUCAGCAUUGCGUGUACCUCAAUGCUCUCCGCCGGCAGCAGCGACCAAUAUAUGGUAAAGAUGUCAUUGAUCUCGUGUCGAUAAACGCGUACAAGCGGCCUUGUAGGCCCAAGCCCAAGAUUCCUCAAAAGAUAAUGUCCUGGUUCGAGGGCGACCUCGCCUCUGUCCGUGCUUUGACGCCAACCCUCGGCCAACGCACCGAUACCCUAAAAUCUACAAUUUCCAAGUUCUCGUGCGUUACACCCCCGAUUGUAACCCGAGAUUUGGAGCAGGUAUUGUUGGGUCACAAAGCUGUGCAAGCUUUUACGGAUGAAGAUCUCAGGCUCUCGGCUCCUGUGCGAUGGGCUCCUUUUCUGCCCAAGGAAGUACCACCUGACCCUUGGCAUGAAUCUCGAAUGAGACACAGCAUUCAGUUUCCGGAUAAAAGACUGCUUCAAUACGACUGUGGAAAGUUGCAAGUCCUGGAUAAGCUACUCCGCAAACUGCAAGCCGGAGGCCAUCGAGCGUUGAUAUUUACACAGAUGACCAAAGUUCUGGAUAUCUUGGAGCAGUUUCUCAAUAUUCACGGUCACAAGUAUCUUCGUCUCGAUGGCGCGACCAAGGUAGAGCAGCGGCAGAUCUUGACAGAUCGAUUCAACAAUGACUCUCGCAUUUUGUGCUUCAUUUUGUCGACGAGAUCAGGCGGUCUAGGUAUCAAUCUAACUGGUGCUGACACUGUCAUCUUUUAUGACCAAGACUGGAAUCCCGCCAUGGACAAGCAGUGCCAGGACAGAUGCCACCGUAUCGGCCAGACACGAGAUGUGCACAUAUACCGGCUUGUUAGCGAGCACACUAUUGAAGCAAACAUUCUACGAAAGGCGUCACAAAAGCAAAUGCUGGACGACGUGGUGAUACAAGAGGGAGAAUUCACCACGGACUAUUUCAACAAGAUGUCUGUCAGAGAAGUGUUGGAGGACAAGGUAGAUUUCACCAGUGAAGGCGUUGCCGCUGCUGACGCCGCGCUGGAGAGAGUCCUGGGCGGCCCUGAUACAAGCAGAGACCAACGAACUGUAGGCAGAGCUCUUGAGCAAGCUGAAGACAGGGAAGACAUUGCAGCAGCGCGGGUGGCUGAAAGGGAAAUCCAAGCGGACGAUGCCGACUUUACCGAAAAGACCAUUGGUCCGGCCUCAGGCACGUCGACGGCCCGGCAAGGCACGCCGGCUGGGAAGUCGGUCAUGGACGGCGGCUUGGACCUGGAGGAGAUGGCACAGAUUGGUAAAAGCGAAAUGCAGUACAAUGCAUCUGGUGAUGUGAUGGGCAAUAUCGAUCAAUACAUGCUCAAGGUCAUGGCAGAGGAGCUGAAACAUACGAAGUUGGAAUUGCCAAAGGACAAGAAAAAGAGCAAAAAGAAGGGCCGAGACACGAGAAAGCGCUGA